GCGGCGCCUCCUCGCCGCCUCCGGCCGCUGCGCUCCGGCGACCCGCACCCACCAUGGGCUCUUCGCGCGCGCCAUCCAGAUCUUGGCGCCGCCGGAUCCCGUCAGUCUCCACAAGCUCUCGGCACCCGACUGCGGGAGAGGGGGUAUUUUGCAAAACCUAUAGGGGGUAUUCUGCAGAAAUUUGGAUCGCUGCCAUUAAUAUCGAUCGGAAGGAGGGGCUGUUCCGCAAAAUAUGUUACCAUCGGAGCACUCGAUGGGUCGGGUCGCCGGCGGUCGGCACGGCACCCCUCUCCUCUCCGGCCGCCGCCAGGCACGGCCUCCUCCCGCGCGGCAGCUCCCUCUCGUGCUCUCAGGUCAGCGCCGCCAUCUCCUGACGCGGCGUGGGUGCCGAUCCCCCGCUUCGCUUUGUAUCUCCUCGGUUCCCGGCCGGGCGGAAUCGGCGACUCGGCGUGGCGUCGGCGAGGCCCUGGAACAGUGGAGCGGUACAAGGAGAAAUCGUAGAGCUGAGGCUGGAGCGUCCGGAGGUCAAGAACGCCAUCAACUGGGAAGCCAUGAGGCUGCUGCGGGGUGUGGUCGAGAAGGUUGAGGCUGACGACACCGUGAAGGUCGUCCUGGUCACGAGCUCCGUGCCUGGAGUUUUCUGCGCAGGCGCCGAUCUCAAGGAACGGAAACUAAUGAGCUCUUCUGGAGUUAGAGAAUAUGCAAAUUCCUUGAGAUCUACAUUCUCAUCCUUUGAGGCACUAUCUAUUCCAACAAUUGCUGUCAUUGAAGGAGCUGCUUUGGGUGGUGGGCUAGAACUGGCACUUUCAUGCGACCUGCGUAUAUGUGGAGAAAAUGCAACUCUUGGACUGCCAGAGACAGGACUUGCUAUCAUUCCUGGAGCUGGGGGCACACAGCGUCUUCCUAGGAUUGUUGGAAGGUCCAGAGCGAAGGAGAUGAUAUUCACCGGCCGUAGAUGUAAUGCAACUGAAGCUGUAAUGAUGGGACUCGCAAACUACUGCGUUCCAGCAGGGGAGGCUCAUGAAAAAGCCCUUGAACUUGCCCGCGAGAUAGCCCAGAAAGGGCCUCUGGGGAUAAGAAUGGCCAAGAAGGCCAUUGAUCAAGGGAUGCAGGCAGCAGACAUGCCGUCCGCGUUGGCCGUCGAAGGGGAGUGCUACGAGCAGCUGCUGCACACGGAGGAUCGCCUUGAGGGCCUAGCCGCAUUCGCCGAGAGGAGGAAACCUGUAUACUCAGGAAAGUAG
Oryza sativa Japonica Group (Japanese rice) is the source of this 1241-nucleotide messenger RNA. Lineage: Eukaryota; Viridiplantae; Streptophyta; Magnoliopsida; Poales; Poaceae. The record is from RefSeq and is a predicted model, not a curated record.